UCAUAAUAGAAUUUUCUUCAGGAGGAGGAGAUAGGAAAUAACAUUAUAUAAUCCAGUUUGCCGUUUUUUCCUGGAAACGCUGUGUCUGGAGUAGGCUUUGCAUACGGUUUGCAGCACAGGGACAGCGUGACAGGGACUUGAAAUGCCCUGCAUGUGCCGUGAAGCUGCUCUGCUCUAUACGUGGAGUUAUUGGAACUAUUCCUGUGUGUGUGAUACCCACACAUGCUCUCCGGGAGAGCUUAAAAAAAAAAAAAAAAAAAGUAAGGCGCCAGAUAUAGUAGCCCUGUUUCAUUAUGCAUUCGGGAGAAAUUGCUGACGACAUUUCAGCCUGCAGUUAAUUUUAAUGUUAGGUUUGGUAUUUGAAAAGGACACGGCAUAGGAGAACGCCUGCGGAUCUUUUAUGCUGGCUGCUGCCACGGCCCCAGCUAUUCACAUGAGGGGAGGCGAGCAGAUGGAUUCCCUGCUGUAAGUAAAGCAAACCCUGCGAGAUGCUCCAGCGGUUGUGAGGGGCCGGUCCUCCUUUUAAUUGCCCGCUGGCAAAUUCAUUUGUGUACGCAGCAUGCUGACAACCUUUUUCCUUGAAGUUCUCUGUCGUCAUGUGCUACCCUCCUCCUCCUCCUCCUCCUCCAUGAGAACAGCAGCGUGGUCUCCGUGCCCGGUGCAGAAAGUGACACUUGACUGAAGAAGGGAAGUCCCCUUUUCAGAGCAAACCCAUCCUAUGAGGAGGAGGAGGAGCACUCCGCAUUCCUAGCUGCACGAUGGGGACUACAGGUGACGAGAUGGCUUCGGUGGAGCAGAAUGCCUCCUUGAACCCCUUGUGCUUCGAGUGCGGCCAGCAGCACUGGACAAGGGAGAACCACCUGUACAACUACCAGAACGAAGUGGAUGACGACUUGGUCUGCCACAUUUGCCUUCAGCCCUUGUUGCAGCCAUUGGACACUCCCUGCGGACACACUUUCUGCUACAAGUGCCUAAGGAACUUCCUGCAGGAGAAGGAUUUCUGCCCGCUGGAUCGAAAAAGACUCCAUUUUAAACUCUGCAAAAAGUCCAGCAUCCUUGUUCAUAAACUGUUAGACAAGUUAUUUGUUCUGUGCCCCUUCUCGUCAGUAUGUCAGGAAGUCAUGCAGCGAUGUGACCUGGCGGCACAUCUCAAAAACAGGUGCCCCGGGGCUUCCCAUCGAAGAGUGGCUCUGGAGAGACGGAAAGCGAGCAAGCUGCAAGCAGAAGCCGAGGGUGAGACGGGUCCCGGUGGGACGGAGCAGCCCAGCAGCGUGUCUCCGGACGCAGAUCAGGGAGUGGUGCCGGCCGAGCAGAAUUUCACACCCGCCCUUUCCACCUGGGCAGAUGACCCCAGCAUCGACAAUCCUCCUUUUGAAGAGAACACAGGAACAGACACAAACCCACAGCCACCUACCUUGCCUGAAGGAGAGAUCACUACUAUUGAAAUUCAUCGGUCCAAUCCUUAUAUUGAAUUAGGAAUUAGCAUAGUGGGUGGCAAUGAAACGCCUUUGAUCAACAUUGUUAUUCAAGAGGUUUAUCGGGAUGGGAUCAUUGCCAGAGAUGGAAGACUUCUUGCUGGAGACCAAAUACUUCAAGUGAAUAGCUUUGACAUCAGCAACGUGUCCCACAACCACGCUCGAGCUGUGCUGUCGCAGCCUUGCACGGUGCUGCACCUCACCGUGCUGAGGGAGAGGCGCUUCGGGAGCCGCACGCACGGCCACGCCGAGACCACCACCACCACCUCCUCCUCAAGGGAGGACAGCUUCCAAGUCACGCUGCACAAACGUGACUCCAGUGAGCAGCUUGGCAUUAAACUCGUACGCAGGACAGAUGAGCCGGGAGUCUUCAUUCUUGACCUCUUGGAAGGGGGAUUGGCUGCUCAGGAUGGCAGGCUCUGCAGCAACGACCGAGUGCUUGCCAUCAACGGGCACGACUUGAAGCACGGGACACCAGAGCUUGCUGCUCAGGUUAUACAGGCGAGCGGGGAGAGAGUGAAUUUGAUCAUCUCUAGACCCACGAAGUCACAGACGGUCAGUAUCAUCCGAGACACGGGGACUCACAACAGCAACCCACACCAACACCAGUCCCAGCAGCUGUUUCACAGCCGACCCAAUUCGCAUAAGGAUCUCUCCCAGUGUGUUACAUGCCAAGAAAAGCACAUUACUGUGAAAAAAGAGCCACAUGAAUCUCUUGGAAUGACAGUGGCAGGAGGCAGAGGCAGCAAAAGUGGCGAAUUGCCCAUUUUCGUGACAAGUGUACAGCCUCAUGGGUGUUUGGCAAGAGACGGCAGGAUUAAACGAGGAGAUGUGUUGCUGAACAUCAACGGCAUCGAUUUGACUAACCUCAGUCACAGCGAGGCGGUGGCCAUGCUCAAAGCCAGUGCUGCCUCUUCAGUAGUCGCCCUGAAAGCACUGGAAGUCCAGAUUGUAGAAGAACAACCCCAGGCUAAUGAAGAACAACUGAGUACCAUCAGUGAAAAUGAAUACGAUGCCAGUUGGUCACCGUCGUGGGUCAUGUGGCUGGGACUUCCAAGCUGCCUACAUAGCUGCCACGACGUUGUGCUGCGGCGGAGCAACUUGGGAAGCUGGGGUUUCAGCAUCGUCGGUGGCUACGAGGAGAACCACACCAACCAGCCUUUCUUCAUUAAAACCAUUGUUCUGGGAACUCCCGCCUACUUUGAUGGAAGAUUAAAGUGUGGUGAUAUGAUUGUUGCUGUAAAUGGACUAUCAACGGUUGGAAUGAGCCAUUCUGCACUUGUUCCGAUGCUGAAGGAGCAGAGGAACAAAGUAACUUUAACCGUGAUUUGCUGGCCCGGAAGCCUCAUAUAAAUCUAUGAAAUCAUUUCAGUUCAAGCAGCCUCAUUUUCUAGAUAGCUGGCACAAAAAUCUCUUUUUUUUUUUCCCCCUAUUGAUACAGCUGGUUAUAAGCAGGGCCAAAACUGCUACACUCACUUUCUUUGUUCCUUUUUUCAUGGGCCUCUCAGACUCGUUGUAUGUUCUCUUUCCAUCCUGAAAUAGCCAUUUCUGUUCGCUACAUCCAUCGCUGAGGCGAAUGCAAAUUCACACGUGCUCACACAGAAACUCCCACUGCAAUAAGGCUGUCGUUGAGCUUUCCCUGUCAAGCAAUAGCCUUGUACAGUCGGCAGAAGAACUUAGCGGUUCUCUGGGUUGCUCUGAGCAGACCUAAAUUUCUAUGUAAUAUAUAAGCCUAACAGCCACGUGCCCAUUCGUCCCUGAGAUGAGAAUGUGUGUCGGUAAGGCAGUGGCAUAUCCACCUGCUGCUCUGAAUCAGUUUCCAAAGGUUCUCCUUUCCAUUUUGUAAGCCUUUCCCUUCGAGUCAGCAUUUCAGACUCACUCAAGGAAUCCAUCGUACUCAUAAGAAAUUACUCAGUCCCCGUAUUUUUCCUCGCAGGGCAUCAGUGUUCAUAGAAAAGUAGGACAAAAGCCUGACAUUACUGGAAUUUUUAUAAAGUGCAAUAAUUGGACUCUUUGUUAGGAAACUUUAAUAUAUUACAGAGUUUGUAUCCUAUAAUGAACAGAAAUGUGGAAGUAAUUACUGUUGCAAUGCUGGCAAGAAUACACAUGCCCAGGGUCGCCUUUGAGUGAAUGGCUUGCAGUAUUAGACUUUCCUUUACAAAUGAAUGUUUUGCUAUGUCAGAGAAUUUUGAUGAACAUUUUUACUGAGAUCAUUUUUACUGUUUAUAUUGUAGUUGUCAGCUCUCUAUAUUCACGUGUGGAAGCGAUGCUUUGACUUGUACUUUGUAAAUGAGAGAAUUACUUGCAGAAAAAGCAAGCUAUUAAGAAAACUCACAUUAUGGUUUACAGGUGGGCAGGCUAGAAGGAUGGCUCUUUUCAUUCAAGUCCAACUGCAGAGAAAGCUGCAAAGUUCACUCGUACUCUGUCACCUCCUGACAAAUGUGCAAAUGCCUUGAUAUAAAAUGCUGAAAUAAUCUGUCUUGCAUUUCAGGAUUUUUCUUUUCCUAUAGAGAGCACCUGCUAUUAAGUUGUCAGUAAGAAUAAUACUGUUUAUCUUGGAUUGUAUUUAGUAUUUUUAAAAACAAACGUGUAACUUCUAGACUUUGCCUUUCCAUGGGAUUUGCAGGCUAAACACCCAUUUGUUUAAAAAAAAAAAAAAAAAGAGGUGUGGGGCACAUAAAGGAAUGUGCUGACCUGGAGCAAAACUUGUAUGUUGUCAGUGUUCUGCAUAUUGGAAAAAGAGCUUCAUUUGUAGACCAGGUUCACAACCUGAGCUGAUUUUAUGAAUGACCUCUCUAUUGUAUUAUUCAUUACCAGAGAACGUAUUUGAGAAUCACGGCAUAUUUCGAUUGUGAAGCAUGAGCUUUCUUUUCCAAUUUAGUCAUUAUAAUAUCGGGGCAUAUUAUCGCAUGUCAUUAAUUCCAGUAGCUUUGUUUUAAACAGAAAUAAAGUUACUCUUUUGCAAAAAAAAAAAAAGAAAAAAAAAGUAAAAAUCUCAUACGAAUGGUUUUCUUCUUCUCUAUGAUGUACGAUACUAGUUUAAUUUCAUAAUAUUAAAAUACAAACGAAUGUCCUCUACAGUAUAUUACUGUAUUGAGAAUCUUACUUUCUGAAGCAAACACCAAAACGAUUUGAUACUUUAGCUGAUUUGAGUUUCUUCCCAUUCCAAAGUGGUGAUUAACUGUAUACUUUGCUCCUAAUGCAGAUUUUUUUGUAAAGUAUCUCUUGCUGUAGACUUUAGGGAAGAUCUUGACAUAUGUACUAGAUUUAACUUUUUUUUUUUAAUUAUUAUUUUAAAAGUAACACUUUUCAUUCAAACCCUGCAAAAAUCUGUUUGUUUGUUUUUUUUCUUUUCUAUGUGUAUGUAACAAAAGCAUGGGUUAGCUUAAACUGUGCAGUUUUGUUUCAGUGUGUUGUAGCUUUUGAUCAGGAUGUUUAGUGAGUUUUUUUUUUCUGAAUGAAUUCCUUUCCUGAAUCAUUUUGCCCCUUUCUCUUGUAGCUGCAUAGUUUGUUUUUCCGUGCCUUCUGUUUUAAAUUAUUUCAAGAUUUUUUUUUCAAAAUAUUGCUAUCUAAUUGUAUGGUAUUAAUGAAGGAUGAAUGAAAAUAAAAGUUCAUUCUACACAUUGUAAUAA
Molecule: messenger RNA, 5107 nt
Organism: Oxyura jamaicensis (ruddy duck)
Lineage: Eukaryota; Metazoa; Chordata; Aves; Anseriformes; Anatidae
Gene: LNX2
Product: ligand of numb-protein X 2
Exons: 10
Coding region: 759-2828 (689 amino acids)
Molecular function (GO): ubiquitin-protein transferase activity; protein binding
Source: RefSeq, a predicted model, not a curated record